Lingula anatina is the source of this 1971-nucleotide messenger RNA. RefSeq names its product vitamin K epoxide reductase complex subunit 1-like protein 1. The record is from RefSeq and is a predicted model, not a curated record. Gene Ontology annotation, molecular function: vitamin-K-epoxide reductase (warfarin-sensitive) activity. Lineage: Eukaryota; Metazoa; Brachiopoda; Lingulata; Lingulida; Lingulidae. Gene Ontology annotation, biological process: vitamin K metabolic process; peptidyl-glutamic acid carboxylation.
AUUAGUUCCAGCUGCACGUGCCAGUGUUUGUGUUUACGGAUGGAAAAAGGUGCUGUUUUAACUACUCUUUACAAUGGCUGGAUAUAUUUUGUCUUCUAAUGCAACAGACCACAUCAUCUUCAAUGCUUUAGGGAUUCUAGUCUCCUCGUAUGCUCUGUAUAUUGAGAUUAGAAAACAUAAAGAUAAGAAUUAUAAGGCAUUUUGUGAUCUAGGGGAAACCAUGAGCUGCUCUAGAGUUUUAACGUCAGAGUACAGCAAAGGGUUUGGGAUUGUAAGAUAUCUUGUGGGUGAAAAUCAUUUCCUGAAUGUGCCCAACUGUAUUCUUGGCAUAUUGUUUUAUGCUAUACAGAUAGUGUUGUUCUGUUUGAGUGACCAUGCAAUUGUGACAUCAUUCCUUUUCUACACGUCAGCCAUAGCCAUCAUAGGCUCUGUGUAUUUGGCUUAUGUUCUUUUCCUUGUCCUACAUGACCUUUGUCUUGUGUGUAUUGCUACAUACAUAAUCAAUGGUCUUGUGUUCUACAUCAAUUACCAAAGGUUUGAGCAGUUGUCCUAAGAAUUUUGACAGUCAUGUUCCCAGUGGUUCUCCAAAAGAGCACUCACACAAGCAGAAGAAAGGUUUCAAGCUUAUGAUGUAACAGUAAUAAGACAGUUGGCAGUCCAGCAGUAGCUCACUGUUGCACUUUGUUUAAUAUAAUAUGCCCAUACUGCUUGGCAAUGUAUUGUGUAUGAAAUAAUUAAAAGGUAUACUUUAUGCCUUUGAAAAUGUUCCAGAGUAAUAUUUUUUAUAAAUAAAUACCCUGCAAAGUUGCCUAUCUUUCCCAAUUUGGACCUUAUAAGUGAUAAAAACCCUUAAAUAAAAUUACCUGAUGGCAGUUAUAAUAAAUCAGGAUCCAUUUUAAACUAAGUUAUUUUUGAAAUUUUUUUUGGGUUAAAGUUAAAAUUGGCACAAAACACCAAAUAAGCUAUGUUUGGUGAGUAGGAGAAAAUAGCAUUUUUCUCGAUGAAAAUUAGAACCAAAAUCCCAUAUAUAAAACUAGGUAUUCACCCUGAGUUUUAUUGUUGAAUAAUCAAUAGACACUAACCCUGAUUUUUCUAUCAUCAGCAUGUCUCUGCCAUUUUAGUUACAAAUUAUAGUGGUAAGUUUCCAAUAAACUCAGGGUGUUUUAACUGCUGAAUUAAUUUCAUGUUUGUAUGAGCACUUAGUGCUACAUGUAUCCUGGUACUGCCUCAGCUAUUAAUCAGUAAGAGCUUUGAAAAUUGCCUGAUAUUAUUGCCUCUUAUUGCACAUUAUUAUUAUUCAAAUAAUGUAAUUUGCAUAAAUGGAAAUCACUGCACAGCCUUACUAGUUCUUACCAAUAAGCUCUUGUCCUUUAUUUUUGGUAAUUUAAUGUUGCUUGUUUUAAUUUUAAAUUUAUUUUUUCCUCUUGAUAUGUUAUAACUUUGUAUCAUUAUUAUGUUUCUAAAAGUGGGAUGAAGUAAAACGUAAUGAAAGAACACAAUGUUUGAAGUAAGUCCUGUGUGGAGGUCGAAGUAUUUAGUUGUACUUGUGAGAAUCGCAUUUUUUGCAAUAUUUACCUCACUUUGCCAAAAAUGGAACAUUAUCCUACCGUAAAUGCUUUUUGCCAUAUUAUUUCCUAAAUUUAGAUAAGCGUUUAUAGUAGAUAACAUGUGACCAACAAUAGUUGUGAAAGAUGGUAUGAAAUAUUGUCUAAAAUUUGAUCCAUGCAAUAUCAGGAACAUUUACCUUGUAGAAGUAAAUGCCAAAGGUAUUUCAAUGUAUGGUGCUUUAAAUGUAAACAAAGGGUAUAUUAGGCCCCAGUUGUACUAUAUUUUCAUAUUUGUUUGCUAAGGAUAUUUUUUAUCAUCUGCUAUGUGCACAGCACUGAAUCUCAAAGUAGCGUUUUGGCUUUCUAUGUUAUAAACACUUUGAUGUACACACCUAGCCAUGUUGCUGAUAAGUCAAAUAAAAUG